Molecule: messenger RNA, 1606 nt
Organism: Astyanax mexicanus (Mexican tetra)
Lineage: Eukaryota; Metazoa; Chordata; Actinopteri; Characiformes; Acestrorhamphidae
Gene: chst6
Product: carbohydrate sulfotransferase 6
Exons: 3
Coding region: 246-1445 (399 amino acids)
Biological process (GO): sulfur compound metabolic process; N-acetylglucosamine metabolic process; carbohydrate metabolic process
Cellular component (GO): Golgi membrane
Molecular function (GO): N-acetylglucosamine 6-O-sulfotransferase activity
Source: RefSeq, a predicted model, not a curated record
ACCUCCCCUCCUCCUCUCCUACCCCUGACCUCCUCCAGCCCCUCACUGUCACUCUCCUGCUUUAACGGCCACGUUUCUGAACCAGCCAGACUACAGCUGAGAACACACAAACACACUUACACACACUCACACACUCUCACACCCGCAGGGAGUUUAUCGGAGUUUACAGCCGCAGGACUCACCGCUGAGCCGCUGGAGGAGCAGCACUACAGCCCGGAGUUCUCACAUUUACACAGUCUGGUAGAAUGCUGCGAUGUCGUGUGCCCAUGCCUGCCAUGGUCACCCUGCUUUUGCUGCAGGCCCUUGCCAUGGUUCUGUUUCUGGGCUGGUACAGCCACUUUGUGCCGCAGGACAGCUCUCCUUCACAGGGAAAGGUGCACGUUCUCCUGCUUUCAUCAUGGAGGUCAGGCUCCUCUUUCUUGGGUCAGGUGUUCAGCCAGCACCCGUCAGUGUUUUACCUGAUGGAGCCAGCAUGGCACGUUUGGACGACUCUGCAGCGGCCAGGUGCCCGUGGCCUGAGGAUGGCAGUGAGAGACCUGGUGCGCAGUGUGUUCCACUGUGACCUCUCUGUGAUGGAUGCCUACAUGCCUCCCAACUACAAUGUCUCUCAGGUGUUCAUGUGGAGCCACAGCAGAGCACUCUGCUCGCCGCCAGCUUGCCCUCUGACGCCGCGGGACCAGAUCAGUGUGGAGCCGGAGUGCAAGCUGCAUUGUGACAGGAUGGGGCUGCAGCUGGCAGAGGAAGCCUGCCACUCCUACAGCCAUGUGGUCCUAAAGGAGGUGCGCUUCUUCGAGCUGGAGUCAUUAUACCCACUGCUAAAAGAUCCCAAGCUGGACCUGAGGAUAAUCCACUUAGUGCGAGACCCCCGGGCUGUCUUGCGCUCGCGGGAACAGGCUGCAAAGGCCCUGGCCCGGGACAGUGCCCUUGUUCUGGAACAGGAGGGCACUAUGCCACCAGAUGCCCAGCAGAGGGUGAUGCAGGAAGUGUGUCGAAGCCACCUGAGAAUCCAUGAAACUGCCAUGCUAAAGUCGCCCGAUUUUCUGCGAGGAAGGUACAAGUUGGUUCGGUAUGAGGACCUGGUAAAGAACCCACUGACUGAGAUCGAAAACAUGUACAACUUCGUUGGACUGGAGAUGACAGAGACUUUGCAAGAGUGGAUUUAUCGAAUUACACACGGUAAGGGCAAAGGAACCAAAAAAGAGGCCUUCAAAAUCACAUCCCGGAAUGCUGAAGACGUAUCCCUGGCCUGGAGGACUUCCUUACCAUACGAGAAAGUCAGACAAAUUCAGGAGGUGUGUAAAGGGGCCAUGUCUCUAAUGGGCUACCAUCCAGUAGAAAGCGAGAUGGAACAGAAGCAGAUUGAAGCAGACCUCACGUCACAGAAAAAACACUAUGAGUUCUCCUGGCUUCCUUCAAAAUCCACACGCUCCACCAAAGCAGGAUAACACUCAUUUAAACACACUCUAACUGCCUCCAGUCAAAAUGGCCAUGGGACACCUGCCAUCAUUCUGUAAACACCAGACUGGAUUUUAGUUUUUUGGUAAAAAAAAAUGCUUUAGCAAUCCACAAACUGAAUUAUUAUUUAUUAAAGGCCGUCAGAGCUUUG